Phlebotomus papatasi is the source of this 1056-nucleotide messenger RNA. RefSeq names its product proteasome subunit alpha type-3 (gene Prosalpha7). The record is from RefSeq and is a predicted model, not a curated record. Gene Ontology annotation, biological process: ubiquitin-dependent protein catabolic process. Gene Ontology annotation, cellular component: synapse; nucleus; proteasome core complex. The coding region runs from base 213 to 986 and encodes 257 amino acids. The transcript is spliced from 3 exons. Lineage: Eukaryota; Metazoa; Arthropoda; Insecta; Diptera; Psychodidae.
CAAAAUCCCGGCUCGAUCGAUGACUCGCGAGUUUUGUUUGGUAACAAGUAAGGUUAAGUGUCUUCAUCCAGAAUUUUCAUAAUUUCUUCAGUGAAUUUGUCCAGGUACACCUGAAUUCCCACUCUUCAGCACCAGUGGUUAUCCCUCUACCUAAUAAAUAUCAAUUUAGUGAAUUUCCUUUGCUCCUUCAAGUGUAAAAGGUGUAAAAAACAAUGAGUUCAAUCGGAACUGGGUAUGACUUGUCCGCUUCACAAUUCUCCCCGGACGGACGAGUAUUCCAGAUUGAGUAUGCUACAAAAUCCGUGGAGAACAGUGGGACAUCAAUUGGCCUUAGGGGGCGCAAUGGGGUAGUCCUGGCUGUUGAGAAGCUCAUCCCAAAUCAUCUGUAUGAGGAUGACUGUGGUUCCCGGAUUCACAAUGUCGAUGUGCACAUUGGCUUGGCAGUGUGUGGAAUGAUUGCUGAUGGAAAUCAUAUUGCUGAUAUUGCUCGUCAGGAAGCGGCUAGCUAUAAGCAGCAAUUCAACAGGCUGAUCCCACUGCAAAUCCUCAAUGAUCGACUAUCCAGUUAUCUGCACGCUUACACUCUGUACAGUGCUGUACGUCCAUUUGGAGUCUCUCUCAUUAUUUGCUCCUACACGAAAGAGGCUGGUCCGGAGAUGUACAUGAUUGAUCCAUCCGGAGUAUCUUCUGGAUACUUUGGAUGCGCCAUGGGCAAGGCCAAACAGGCAGCAAAGACGGAAAUUGAGAAAAUUGCACUUUCUGAGGUGUCCAUGGAGGAUUUACUGGUGCACGCCUCAAAGAUCAUUUACCAACUCCAUGAUGAUCUCAAGGAUAAAGAAUUUAAAUUGGAAUUAAGCUGGGUGUGUGAUCAAACUCAGGAACUUCAUCAGAAUGUGCCUCCUGCACUUUACAAGAAGUGCAAUGAAGCUGGCAAAUCUGCCCUCAAGGAUGGUGGCUCGAGUGAUGAAGAGGAGCCAGGAAAGUAAAUGAACUUUCACAGCAGGAUUAUCCAAUAUUAUUUCAAUAAAUCAUCUUUUUAUUCUCAUUCGGAAUAUA